This is a messenger RNA of Ceratitis capitata (Mediterranean fruit fly), 1798 nucleotides long. RefSeq names its product facilitated trehalose transporter Tret1. The record is from RefSeq and is a predicted model, not a curated record. Gene Ontology annotation, molecular function: transmembrane transporter activity. Gene Ontology annotation, cellular component: membrane. Lineage: Eukaryota; Metazoa; Arthropoda; Insecta; Diptera; Tephritidae. The transcript has 6 exons. The coding region runs from base 279 to 1715 and encodes 478 amino acids. Gene Ontology annotation, biological process: transmembrane transport.
AAUAAAAAUACAAUAAGAAGGCAAAAACAAGGCAAACCGAGGCACGCACAUAAUUAAGGCAAUUGUCGACAAUUGUGCUUCAGAAGCCGAGCCCAACACAUUCAGCGUCUUCAGUCGUAAAAAGAAUCUGGCGUUUAAUAGCGCGCACAAGUCGAAAGCGUAAAACAAGGCAGACGGAUGCUUAAAGACUAUUGAUUGAAUUGCGAGCAAAUUGAAAGCUUCAGAAAGGAUCGGAGGGAGGCGGAGGUAGUGAAUUUGAACGAAACUAUUGCACGCCAAUGUGUCUACCGAAGGAUUUGAAGGGUGUCACGAUCCAGCGGAUCGCCACGAUAGUCGGCAAUAUACUAUGCCUGAAUUUUGGAAUUAUGUUCGGCAUAACGCCUGCGCACGUACAGCUCUACGUUGAGGAACAGACGCCGCUGAAUCACGUCAACAGUGAAGACGCCGUGACAUGGAUCUUCGGCUGCCUAUUUGCCAGCGCGGCUUUGAGCUCGGUAUUGUGCGGGUUUUUCACUCAAAACAUUGGACCGCGGGCUUUAUUGCUGCUGAGUGGUCUGCUGCAAAUCGGCAGUUGGUUUUGUGUACAUUUUGCCUACGACAUCGUGCACAUCUAUUCGUCGCGCAUCUUGGGCGGUUUUGCCGCUGGCGCCAGCUUGUCUGUGUUGCCAAUAUACAUAGCGGAGAUCUCGGAGGAAAGCAGCAGCCCCGCUUUGAUUGCGACGAUCGAGCAAUGGCGCACAAUCGGUGUACUGAUCGGCUGUCUGCUCGGUCAGCAUUUGCAGUACGAAUAUGUGGCCGUGGUGGCUGUGUGUAUUUCUUGUGCCUUCACUAUAAUGUUUCCCUUCAGCCAAGAGAGUCCCUACUACUAUAUGCGCAAAGGCGAUGUGAUGGGACUGGAAAAAUCUUUGCGCUGGUUCCGUGGUGUACGUCGUAUGAGCGAUCGUAAUCGUCCGGAAUUCGUGCGUGAGUUGGAUGAAUUCAAGCGCGGCAUGGAGAGACACAUUAUCGCUCAGGACCUUGUAUCGCAUACGUAUUUAUGUAAGAUGGCGGUCUAUACUUUGGUAUUGUUUGUGGGCGUGCAGUUAAGCGGCACCUAUGUGAUACUCGCUUGGUCCAAUCAGAUUCUUACGAAUGAUGUCUUCGUCGGCUUCUCAAUAGAUAUAAGCGUAACGAUUUUGGCUCUCACACAAUUCAUUGGCGCCACUAUCGCAGUUUGGCUUGCAACUAUGCUGAAAAGAAAGAUUUGCUUAUUCGUUUCGGCUUUUGUCUGUGGACUUGCUACGAUUUGUUUGGCGAUUUUUAUUGCAGUCGGUGUGAGGGGACAUCUGCAAUGGCUUUCGUCCGCAUUAUUGCUGAUUCAUAUAUUUUUUGCAAACUUUGGCAUGUACUCGCUCCUCUCGCUGAUUCCCAGUGAAAUGUUGGACACGAAGUUACGUGUUAGUCUGACAAGCAUAUCGUGGGGUGUCUCCUGGCUCGUCACGUUCAUUUUGAUACAGUACUUCGAAUGCAUCUCAACGAUUAUUGGACUUCAUGGAUAUUUCAUUAUCUUCGGUGUUGGCUGCACUGCUGUUGCAAUGUUGGCUCUGGUAGGGCUGCCGGAAACGCUUGGAAAACCUCUCGCUGAAAUACAACAAAUCAUGGGAUUUCGAAGUGAGAGCGAGGUAUCCAAAAAUAGUGUGCCUCAAAGUGGGCGAAUCAAUUUGGAGCGUUAUUGAAAGAACAAGGACAAGCAUUUACUAAAUUUUGAGCAGUAAUUAUUUUUAUUUUUAAAACGAUAUAUAUACAUAUGUAGGUAGAU